UGUUUUUGAUGAAUUUUAGCUACAGAAGGUGAUGUUAGGCUUGUGGGUUGUUAAAAGCCUUCAUCUUCCUUCCAUUUUCUUUCAUACUUCACAACUACUUCUUCUCUUAUUAUGGUUAUAUUUACAAGUAGAAAAGAAACAAUUCAUAUAUUUAUAUAUAUGUAAAUAUUGUAUAUAUAAACAUUAGAAGAAGUUUAGCUUGAGAAGCUACACGAAAUGAGUACAGCAAGAUUUAUCAAGUGUGUAACAGUAGGAGAUGGUGCAGUGGGAAAGACUUGCUUGCUCAUUUCCUACACUAGUAAUACCUUUCCAUCAGACUAUGUUCCCACAGUAUUUGACAAUUUCAGUGCUAAUGUGGUGGUAGAUGGUAGCACAGUGAAUCUUGGAUUAUGGGACACAGCUGGACAGGAAGAUUAUAACAGGCUGAGGCCACUCAGUUACAGAGGAGCUGAUGUGUUUUUGUUGGCUUUUUCUCUCGUUAGCAAGGCCAGUUAUGAGAACGUCUACAAAAAGUGGAUCCCAGAGCUGAAACAUUACGCUCCAACUGUGCCAAUUGUGCUUGUUGGAACCAAGCUUGAUUUGCGAGAGGACAAGCAGUACUUGAAUGAUCAACCAGGAGCAACACCAAUAACAACAGCUCAGGGUGAUGAACUGAAGAAACUGAUUGGUGCCGUAGUUUACAUAGAGUGCAGUUCCAAAACCCAACAGAAUGUGAAGGCAGUGUUUGAUUCAGCAAUAAAGGUAGCUUUGCGACCACAAAAACCAAAAAAGAAACCACGCAAACAACAAAGAGCAUGCACUUUCCUUUAGAAGAGAUGAAUCUGUCUGCAACUUAAUUUUUUUUUUCUCACAUGCAUAUAUACAGUUGAUUCUUAUUCAAUUAUACAAAGUUCCCUUUUUGAAGCCAUGCAUGGAGAUAUCUGGACAGGAGAGGACCUCAAUUGCUUAUAGCUGUUAUGAGUUUUCUUUCUGUAUAAUUUUUCUUUACAAUUGUAAUUUCUUGGAUGGAACUAAUAUAUAAGAUUACUCAA
Molecule: messenger RNA, 1031 nt
Organism: Manihot esculenta (cassava)
Lineage: Eukaryota; Viridiplantae; Streptophyta; Magnoliopsida; Malpighiales; Euphorbiaceae
Product: rac-like GTP-binding protein RAC2
Exons: 7
Coding region: 217-810 (197 amino acids)
Biological process (GO): small GTPase-mediated signal transduction; regulation of actin cytoskeleton organization; actin filament organization
Cellular component (GO): cell cortex; nucleus; cell projection
Molecular function (GO): GTPase activity; protein kinase binding; GTP binding
Source: RefSeq, a predicted model, not a curated record